Messenger RNA from Cyprinus carpio (common carp), 980 nucleotides. RefSeq names its product relaxin-like. Gene Ontology annotation, molecular function: hormone activity. The record is from RefSeq and is a predicted model, not a curated record. Bases 81 to 371 code for a protein of 96 amino acids. The transcript has 3 exons. Gene Ontology annotation, cellular component: extracellular region. NCBI's taxonomy places the organism in Eukaryota, Metazoa, Chordata, Actinopteri, Cypriniformes, Cyprinidae.
CAGGUUUGAAAUGAAGAACUAGGCCACACAACGUCUUCCACUGAACUUGUUGAGAUGGAAUUUCAACUAUUGGAUCGCACAUGAAGGUGGUGCUGCUGGUGGUGCUGCUGGUGUUGGCCGCGUGGGCAGAUUCGGCCCAGGCCCAGAAAGCUCUGAGACUCUGUGGCCGUGAGUUUUUUCGGGCGGUCGUCUACACGUGUGGGGGUUCCAGAUGGAGGCGGGGCCAAACGGAGGACCCCAUAAAUGAUUAUGAAAUCGAGCCUGAUGUGGAGUCAGAAAUGGAUCGAGCAAGAAGAGAGGCUUACGAAGCGCUGCCCUCCACAUGCUGUAAAGUGGGAUGUAGAAAAAGUGAUCUUGUUCUCAUGUGCUGAGACCUUCAUCAUCUUCUCUGUGCAAAAUGCAUUUAAACUUUUUUUUUUUUUUUUUUUUUGGAGGACUUGAAUUGCAUAGCAACUCAAAGUUAAAAUGGUUUUAACAUAUUUGAAAGAUAUUCAGAUGUUGUUUUCCAAGAAAUUCUUCAAAUGGAAAAAAGUAUUUCUUUAAAUGUGGCAACAUGUAGAGCACAAUCGCCGUAUAGAAAAGAAAGUUGUCUUUUUUAACACAUACUAUUGUAGGGAUAGUUCACCCUUAAAUAAAUAAAAAUAAAAAAACCCAUGUUGUUCUGAAUUAAUACUUUUUUCCCUAAGUGCUAUCAGAUAUCAGAUCAGGUACUGAAAUAUACAUUGGGUAUUGUUUGAUUAUAUGCAAAUACUAUAUGUGCCCCAAAACAUGUUAAUAUUAUGACACUUUUUGUAAGUUGUUAAAUGUUUAUGAAUGGUUUAAAAUGUUUUUUUUUUUUGUUGUUUUUUAAAUGUUGUUAAAAAGGUUAAAAUCUAGAAGCAGGGACAAAUACUAGAUUAGAAAAAAAAAAACGUAUUUUAUAUCCAAUAUCAGGUGAGACCAACUGUAAAAUUGAGAAUAAAUGCAUUUUGAACAAAAAA